UAUUUAACACGAAAUUUCAAUUAUUGGUCAAAAAGAGGAAUAAAUGGUCCAAAGCCUGUCAUACUGUUUGGCACAGAUUUGGAGCAAUUCUUCAGAAAUAAGUCAUAUAUAGAAUUGGAUCGCAUUCAACAAUAUGGCAAAAUUUAUGGUACAUUCGAGGGCACAAAACCUAUACUUUCUGUGGCGGAACCGGAAUUAAUAAAACAGAUUUUGGUGAAAGACUUUCAAAACUUUACUGACCGUCAAAAUGCGGCAUUUCAUCCAAUAUUAAGCAAACAUUUGGUUGUUGUAAACGGAGACGACUGGAAGAGACUUCGCUCUACAAUUACGCCCACAUUCUCGUCGGCGAAAAUGAAGACAAUGUAUCCAAUGAUUAGGGAGUGUUUGACUGAUUUGUUGGAUGUGUUGGACACUUAUGCCGCGAGUAAUCAAGAAAUUGAUAUGAAAGCAAUGUAUGGCAACUACACCAUGGAUGUAAUAGCCACCUGUGCUUUCAGUACAAAGACUAAUACACAUAAGGAUAGAAAGAAUCCUUUUAUGACAAAUGCUGUGAAAUUCUUUCGGCCACAACUGAGUCGAGUACUUAUGAUCCGAUUCUUUCCAAAAGCUUUACUCAAACUUUUCAAUAUAAAUCAAGCGGCAGACGACAAAGUGGUUGACUUUUUCUUUCAACUCACCCGUCGUAUAAUCCAAGAGAGAAAGAGUGGUCACAAAAAACAUAAUGAUUUCAUUCAAUUGGUUUUAAACGCAGAGAAGAGUAAUAAUGUUAUUCACGACGAGAAUGAUAUCAAUGAAUCACAUCAUGUGAAUGAAGGCAUGAAUAAG
This is a messenger RNA of Oppiella nova, 825 nucleotides long. The record is from the annotation of a GenBank genome assembly. NCBI's taxonomy places the organism in Eukaryota, Metazoa, Arthropoda, Arachnida, Sarcoptiformes, Oppiidae.